Messenger RNA from Cavenderia fasciculata, 495 nucleotides. Its product is annotated as putative tyrosine phosphatase family protein. Gene Ontology annotation, biological process: protein dephosphorylation. The record is from RefSeq and is a predicted model, not a curated record. NCBI's taxonomy places the organism in Eukaryota, Evosea, Eumycetozoa, Acytosteliales, Cavenderiaceae. Gene Ontology annotation, molecular function: phosphatase activity. The transcript is spliced from 2 exons. The coding region runs from base 1 to 495 and encodes 164 amino acids.
AUGGCACAUCAUAUACCACCACUCAACUUUGGUAUGGUUGCAGAUGAUCUUUAUCGGUCUGGUCAACCCAAUGAAUUGAAUUUCCCUUUCCUCGAGAAACUACAACUUAAAAAGAUCAUAUUUUUGGCUCCCGAAGACCCCUCUCAACAAUUUGUAAAUUUUUGUGAUGAUCAAGAUAUAGAAUUAAUUCAUUUGGGUAUAGAUACAAUGACUAAUCCAUGGAAUCCAAUAUCAGAAGAUGUAGUUAUAUCGGCAUUAAAAAUCAUAUUAAAUCCAGAUAAUUAUCCAUUGGCAAUCAUGUGUAAUCUUGGUCGUCAUCGUACUGGAACGGUGGUUGGAUGUUUAAGAAAAUUACAACGUUGGAAUCUUACUUCAAUAUUGGAAGAAUAUCGUCGUUUUGCAGGUAGCAAAGUAAGACUUUUAAAUGAACAAUUUAUAGAAUUAUUUGAUACUGAUUUGGUUGGUAUUCCAGAUGAUGCUCCUAAAUGGUUAUAA